This is a messenger RNA of Pogoniulus pusillus (Red-fronted tinkerbird), 4964 nucleotides long. RefSeq names its product solute carrier family 25 member 29 (gene SLC25A29). The transcript is spliced from 4 exons. Lineage: Eukaryota; Metazoa; Chordata; Aves; Piciformes; Lybiidae. Gene Ontology annotation, biological process: mitochondrial L-ornithine transmembrane transport. Gene Ontology annotation, molecular function: high-affinity L-arginine transmembrane transporter activity. The record is from RefSeq and is a predicted model, not a curated record. The coding region runs from base 2666 to 3376 and encodes 236 amino acids. Gene Ontology annotation, cellular component: mitochondrion.
CGGGAUGCGUCGGCGGUGCUGCCGGAGUGCUGGUAGGACACCCAUUUGACACGGUUAAGAUGACAGAUAAGCCUCAUCACGGGAGAGUUACCUAGUAAGUAUAGCCCAGGUGAACACUUCUGUUUCUCUCAGUCUUGAUUUAUUCCCAAAUGUAUUGGUACAAAUAAAGACUUAAAAGACUUUCAAAGCAUUUUCCCUUUUUAGUUUUAAAUUAAUAUGUCCCUCUCCUACAGCUAUGUCUUGGAGGGAGUGGGGUUUAAAUAUCCCUUUUUGCUUGUAUGUUUUUUGGAUUUGAAGUUUUGUUCUGAAUCUUCUUUCUGGUAUGCAUUUCUAACUACAUACAUGUCCAUAUACAAUGGAUCUAAAACUGGAUCUCAGGCACACUGUUAUUGAGGUCUUACCUUGUCUUUGGAGGACAUUUUCAUUGCUGAAACACUUACAGACCACUUACUCAUUUUGCACAUUAUUAAACAUUUGGACAGUUCUGGGAGUGUGAUACUUUUUGCUUAGCCUAGAGUACAUUUAUGCAAGCCUUUACUGAUUUGAAAUUACAGUGUGUUACUAUUAGAUCUAAAACCUUAGAAACAGUGGUUUCAAAUAAGAAGGAAACAACAAUAUUGGGCAACAAAUAAAAGGGGGUUAAAUGUUGCACAUAGUUCAUCCUUCCUAUACUUGUACCCAUUCAAGAACUUGUUGAACAUGGUAUUAAGAUUCAUGAAAUAAAGUUUCAUGUGCAAUCAUUGCCUUUACCUGGCAAUGUCUCCAUGUGGGCAUCCCUAUGUGGUCAUUGCCAUGCUCAGAGGAAAGAGACCUGGAGCAUCAUCAAUACUCUAAAUAUUUUAUCAUACAACAAGAUUUAACUGGUUGAUGUUUUACAAAUUAUUUAGACAGAAAUAUUGGGAGCUGUUUGUCACUUGGAAAUUCAUCCUAUAUACAGAGUGACUAAUUCUAAACUGCUAAAGACAAGCAUGUAUAAAAGUUAAACGUAAGGAGGUCUCCCAAACAUCAUACAACUUGAAUUGCAUAGACAGGGUUUGAAACAAUAUUAGCAAAUUAUAAAUGGAGUAAAAGAUUCAUUUUGUGCAAUUCUGACAGCUGUUAAGAUUUAUGACUUUGCCUGUAGGUCUACUUCUUGAGCAGUUUUAGCAAUCUGCCUGACCCCCAGCUAUCACUUUGAGUAACAAAGGACUCGUUUUCUUUGAAUUCUACUAUCAGCCUACUUUUAAGAAUUUCUAAAACCCUGCUUUCUAUCUUGAAAGACCUGAGGUGGUGCCAGACUCCCAGUCUGGCUUGCUUACGCUAAAGUUUUGAUUUGAGAAACAUAAAAUAACAUUUAAUGCUUUUCCUAUUCCUACAAAAUAUAUUUUUUUUUUUUGUCUCAAAGAAACUUAACAUCAAAUCCUUUUCUAGACCCACAUUAUCUUAUGGGUCUUUUAUUGUUGUGGUGGUGUUUAUUAUUACUUGAGGCAGAGAUUUAAAAAAAAUACAGUCAAGAAUCUCUCAUUUAGACCUGAUAAUCUUUUGUUCAGAAUAAGAGUCUUGAAGAUUUUUGCCCUGGAGUUGUAGCAUCAGCAUUAAGUGGUUGAUAAGCAUCUUUUCUGAGGAACACCACAGCUUUCCUUGCUGGAGAUACAAGACAGAUUUCCAGCUUCUCCAAUCCAGUGAAACUGAUUUAUUGAGGUUAUUGCAGUGUAGGACUUUGCAUGACCUAGGUAGCUUUGAGGCUUUUGUUUGUUUGUUUGAAAUGUGUUGAGGACAAAUCAGCAAUAAAAUAAUUAGACUUUGCCAUUAAAUAUUAAAAAGACCCAUCUGGGCAGUUGAUUUGUGUCCUAAUAUCACCAGUUAGCCAGCAGAAAGUACCAUUUCAGUUUAGGAAAAGUUAACCAAUUACCAGCAUUAAUGCUUUUGAAAGAGCUACACUCUCACAAAUUGUUUGCAUUUAGAAGUUGCAAAAAAAAAAAAACCCAAACCAAACGACCAGAGGGCAAGUGGCCUUUCAUUCUUUCUGUAUGCAAGGUAAAAAAGAUCUUAAAGAUCUCUUCCCAGGUGGCCUCUGAAAAAGUAAAUAAAUCAGGUCUCAGCGAACAGACUGAAGUCUGGUAGCCAAAACCACCAUGGGUGGGGGUGUUGAGAGUCUCUAUCCUGUUUGCAAUUAUCAUUAAUCUAAUGCUUGCCUUGCAAAUUAUUGUCUCAGGUUUGUACAGAUAGACCUUGGUGUGAGCAGAAGCAUUCUUGGCAGCUAAAGAAAGUACUUAUUGUAGGCACUUCAAUCUGAAAUCCUAGAUAAGUGUACUCUGUUGUACUUCCACAGACUCUUAUUCUACUAUCCACAAGAAGUUAAGAACACUUUUCCCUUCAUGUUUUCAACCACUAAAUUAAUUCAAAAAUAUAUAUAUAUUAAGAAAUUAUUUUGUCACCUCUUUUGUCCAGUGCCUAGUUUCUACAUAUGUAUUGCUAUAGCAAAUCUACAUACAGACACAAAAGACAGUAGUUUACCAAUUAGGCUGCUCUUGACAUACAAAUCAGUAUCUCAUACAAAUUUUUAUAGGUUCGUCUACAAGUUCAAAGUGUAGAGAAACCUCUCUACCGUGGGACCUUCCAUUGCUUUCAGUCCAUCAUAAAGCAAGAAUCUGCUUUUGGACUCUAUAAAGGUAUUGGGUCACCAAUGAUGGGACUGACCUUCAUUAACGCGCUUGUGUUUGGUGUACAAGGAAACACUCUGCGUGCUCUUGGGAAAGACACUCCUCUAAACCAGUUCCUUGCAGGGUCAGCAGCAGGGGCUAUCCAGUGCAUCAUCUGCUGCCCCAUGGAGCUGGCAAAGACAAGAAUGCAGCUUCAAGGAACAGGUGAAUACAAACUGAAAACAAAGAACUACAAAAAUUCUCUGGAUUGUUUGAUCAAAAUCUACCAAAAGGAAGGGCUGAGGGGUAUCAACAGGGGCAUGGUCUCUACAUUCAUAAGAGAGACUCCAAGCUUUGGCUUUUACUUCCUGACCUAUGACUGUAUGACCAGGUAUUUAGGCUGUGAAGCUGAAGACAGUUACGUUAUUCCCAAACUGCUGUUUUCCGGGGGCAUGUCAGGUAUUGUGUCCUGGCUCUCAACGUAUCCUGUGGAUGUGAUCAAAUCCAGGCUUCAGGCCGAUGGAGUGGGAGGUGUUACACAAUAUAAUGGCAUUUUAGACUGCAUCAGAAAGAGUUACCAUGAAGAAGGCUGGAGAGUGUUCACGAGAGGUCUUACUUCCACACUUCUCCGUGCUUUUCCUGUCAAUGCAGCAACCUUUGCUACUGUUACCGUGUUCCUAAUGUAUAUGAAGUCAGAAGACAGCCUUCGUGAAUGUGAACCAGGUCCAGUAAUUCAGCAGCCUUCCAGUUUGUGAACCUUAGCUGCUUGUUCUCCUGAUCCAAAGCUGUGCUGGUUGGGUCUUUUAAAACGUAAACCUGCACAACUGGUAUAAACGUGCUAUCUGUAUAAAGGAUUCCUAAACAUGCCAAAUUAGGAUUUCAUCUCAUUACUUGUAUAAACAGCACACCGCCUUAGUAAGGACUUCAUAUCUAGUUGUAUCCAACUGAGAUGGGGACCUGCCUUUAGGAAGUACUGUACAGUCACUGUUGCAGCUCUGGAAGAGGAUCUGGACAGUGUUGUUGUACCAGAAACCAGGUUUUCUUCCACUUGUGUUCUGAAAGACUGAGUUGAGUUGAAUCUGGAAAUGUUUUGAGAAAGGAAAUGCUCUUUUUGUAUGUUACAGGAAUAAGUAAGUCCUCUGAGGUGAAGUAGGGGGAGGAAAUUAAAUGUUAGAUGCAUCUUGCAGGUAACCCCAGAAUGUUUAAGCUAGCAUUCAGCUAGUCAUCUGUUUUGUUUUCCUGCUACUUUUAUAGGUCAGUGGUUUUAGUAGCAACUUUGUUCAUAUCAGUUUGCUAAAAAAGAAGAAAAACUAUUUGUUCUUAAGCUACUCCCUUUUCAGCUUUGAAUUCAUGUCUUAAGCACAGAGUUAGUAUCUGCACUCAUAUGCACUUAUUCCUUUAAAUCUCAAGGCUUAUAGGGAUACUCACAUUUAGUAAGAUCAUCGUUGUUUGCCUUCACCUCUGUUCCUGAUUAGGUGGGUGCCCAGAUUGUAUUGGCUAGAUUCAGCGCAAGUAGACUUUGUUAAUGCAGCUUUGUGCCACUUUUCCCAACAUGCCCCAUAGGAGUCAGUGAUGUACAGAAGUCAAAGUCCUACCUGUGUGGUGUUGCACAAAACAUUUGUGGGUUCAAUGUUAGCUUAGCAGCUUGAAGUACUGCAGAAAUCUGUACGUAUUUAGAACUGGAGGUUCUAAACAGAAGUGUUAAGUGUCUGAAAGAGGAUUGGUGUUCAGUAUACUCUUACCAAUCUAAACAAUCCUGAUUUUUUAUGUGUUUAGUUACAGUGCUACUGGAAAGACUGAAAAGAGCUUUGGAGAAUUUUCUUGUUACACUAACCUGCUGUAUUUUUUUUUGUUUGUUCUUUUAAGCAGUCUAUUUGAGAAGCAUUCAUUAGUUCGAGAGCUAUAAACAGUUACUUAAGAUUUGGAGUAAGAACGACACAAAUUUGGCACACAGAGCCAGGAGGAAGGAGUGCAUGUGUGUGAGGAAUGUUCAAAAAUGUAUCAGAAUAGUUCAGUAAGUAGAACUUGUUACACUUUUGGGUUGGGACAAGUGCAAUAUGUGUUUAAUUUAUACGAAUUUUCUAAAGAAACCUUAUUUCAUAGCAUUUUGCACUGUAACAAACUAUGCUGGAGAAACCUGUAAAACUGGUAUGUCUUUUUAUACCUUGGAGGUAUGUUGGAUGUUUUAGUGCCUACUUGCACUGAGAUUCAAAUUGAAUGUAAAAUCUGUCUACUAAGCUGCAUAUGCACAACAACUCACAGCAAAGACCAUUUACACCUUUGUACAGUAGUCUGUAAUUAUUGUGUAUAAAAUUGAGAGAAUAAAUUUUGUAAAAAAUUUAA